GCAUCCACCUCAAGUUCGCAGUUUCAACAUCAGCCUCUUAUGUUGAACGUUCCUGGUUUCCCUUCUCGUCGAACCAAUACCGGCACCUGUUUUGCCUGUGGAAAGCCAGGUCAUUGGCGCUCCUGUUGCCCAACGAUGGCCAAGCAAACAUCACAAACUCCUAAAUGACUAGCCGACGAAGGAUAACAAUCAGGUGCAAUCUUUUCCAAUUUCCUUUGUAGUGAUAUGAUUUUUGAGGCGGAAAGCCGUAAUUCAGAUCAGGAGUGUCUCGAUGUCGCAUCAGUUUCUUCCGACGUCACCCCGCUAGUUUUAGGCGCGGUUAAGGACUCUGAGAGUACUGUUGAUAUUUCUAUUCAACCUUCAGUUCGGGGAAGACUUUUCAAGUGUAUCGAUUUCUGGCGUACUUUGCCAGCUUCUCAGUUCAUUUUGAAUGUUAUUAGCCAAGGUUACAAAAUUCCGUUCUUCCAGCUACCCACACCCUUUUACAAAGCCAACAAUGCUUCCGCACGCAGUAACAGUUCUUUUGUUACCAUAGCUGUUAAUGAGCUUCUUAGUCUCAACCUCAUCGACGACGUUUUUUGUGCUCCUGAUAUUAUUAACCCGCUUUCGGUU
This is a messenger RNA of Porites evermanni, 612 nucleotides long. The record is from the annotation of a GenBank genome assembly. Lineage: Eukaryota; Metazoa; Cnidaria; Anthozoa; Scleractinia; Poritidae.